Messenger RNA from Catharus ustulatus (Swainson's thrush), 854 nucleotides. It is a transcript of the gene KXD1, whose product is annotated as KxDL motif containing 1. Bases 114 to 644 code for a protein of 176 amino acids. Gene Ontology annotation, cellular component: BORC complex. The transcript has 5 exons. Lineage: Eukaryota; Metazoa; Chordata; Aves; Passeriformes; Turdidae. The record is from RefSeq and is a predicted model, not a curated record. Gene Ontology annotation, biological process: lysosome localization.
CGCCCCACGUGACUCCGCACCCGGAAGCGGCGCGGAGCGGCCGCCGGUGCCACCCCCGGUACCGCUCCCGUUCCCGUCAUGUGAAGCGGCGGGACGGGCUCCCGCAGGUCACGAUGGAGCCCACGGCCUCGCAGGUGUUCUGCGGGAGAGUGCUGGGCAUGGUCAACGCCGAGGAUGUCAACGCCAUCAUCCUGGCCCAGAAAAACAUGUUGGAUCGGUUUGAGAAGACCAACGAGAUGCUGCUCAACUUCAACAACCUGUCCAGUGUCCGCAUGCAGCAGAUGAACGAGCGCUUCCUGCACCACACCAGGACCCUGGUGGAGAUGAAGAAGGACCUGGACAGCAUCUUCCGGAGGAUCCGGACACUCAAAGGGAAGUUGGCAAAGCAGUACCCAGAGGCUUUCAGCAACAUCCACGAAUCCCCCAUCCUGGAGGACGACGACGACUUCGACCCCGUCCCCAAGAGCACCACAACCACCAUCGCUACCUCUGAGCAGAGCACCGAGUCCUGUGACACCAGCCCCGACGUCAUCUCCCCCACCACCAGCCAGGAUUUCGAGGAUUUAUCCCAAGGCCAGUACGACGGCCCAGCCAUGAACGGACAGAGUCUCACAGAUGAGGACACGGCCAACGGCCUGGACUAGGAGUCACGUCCUGCCCCUGGAGAACUUUCUAUCCUGUAUUUAUAUUUGUGUGUCGCUCUAUUUUUUUUUUUUUUUUUUUCCUCGGGAAGAGGGAAGCGAAGGCUGGGAGAAGCUGAGGGAGGAAGGUGCUGCCCUUCUGCCUCCACACUGCCACUGAGGUGUAAGCUCACCGCUCGCUUCAGGGGGAAUCAGUAAAUCCUGGGUUGGAAA